Clarias gariepinus (North African catfish) is the source of this 804-nucleotide messenger RNA. RefSeq names its product histone H2AX-like. Gene Ontology annotation, molecular function: structural constituent of chromatin; protein heterodimerization activity; DNA binding. Gene Ontology annotation, cellular component: nucleosome. NCBI's taxonomy places the organism in Eukaryota, Metazoa, Chordata, Actinopteri, Siluriformes, Clariidae. The transcript is spliced from 3 exons. Bases 1 to 789 code for a protein of 262 amino acids. The record is from RefSeq and is a predicted model, not a curated record.
AUGACUGGAAGAGGCAAAACCGGGGGAAAAGCUCGCGCUAAGGCCAAGACUCGCUCAUCCAGAGCAGGAUUGCAGUUUCCCGUGGGCCGUGUCCAUAGGCUUCUCCGUAAAGGGAACUACGCCGAGCGUGUUGGUGCCGGUGCUCCGGUCUACUUGGCCGCCGUGUUGGAGUAUUUGACCGCUGAGAUUCUCGAGCUGGCUGGCAAUGCCGCCCGCGACAACAAGAAGACUCGUAUCAUUCCCCGACAUCUGCAGCUCGCUGUGCGUAACGAUGAGGAGCUGAACAAACUGCUCGGUGGAGUAACCAUCGCUCAGGGUGGUGUGUUGCCUAACAUCCAGGCUGUCCUUCUUCCCAAGAAGACCGAGAAGCCGGCCAAGACCAAAAUGUCAUUAAAACUCAUCAUGUCUGGAAGAGGCAAAACCGGGGGGAAAGCUCGUGCUAAGGCCAAGACUCGCUCAUCCAGAGCAGGAUUGCAGUUUCCCGUGGGCCGUGUUCAUAGGCUUCUCCGUAAAGGGAACUACGCUGAGCGCGUUGGUGCCGGUGCUCCGGUCUACCUUGCCGCCGUGCUAGAGUAUUUGACCGCUGAGAUUCUCGAGCUGGCUGGUAAUGCCGCCCGUGACAACAAGAAGACUCGUAUCAUUCCACGGCACCUCCAGCUCGCCGUGCGUAACGAUGAGGAACUGAACAAACUGCUUGGCGGAGUAACCAUCGCUCAGGGUGGUGUGCUGCCUAACAUUCAGGCUGUGCUUCUGCCCAAGAAGACCGAGAAGCCGGCCAAGACCAAGUAAUUUUACUCACUCCUA